AUGGCUCUCUCUCUCUCUUUCUCUAUCUCUAUCUCUAUCUCUAUUUCUCGCUUCUAUCUAUCGUUUGCGCGCCUUAUCGAUCCGGUACCGCGUCUCGGCAACCUGGGUGUGGCCCGACCUCUUGUGUCUUCUGCCCUUUUAUGCCCGGUCUUAGGCAGCAGGCAAAGUCUGUCUGACGUCGGGCUGAAAACACACCCGCCCGUUCAGCCGUUCAGCCGUCCACCCGGUCGACUUUCAACGACCGGUGAAAUGGUGGUGGCUGUGAAUGUCUGGAGGGCUAGCGUUGUCAGCACAAGUUUGGUACCGGACCACGGUGACUGUUGCAGGUGA
Molecule: messenger RNA, 330 nt
Organism: Protopolystoma xenopodis
Lineage: Eukaryota; Metazoa; Platyhelminthes; Monogenea; Polystomatidea; Polystomatidae
Source: the annotation of a GenBank genome assembly